Rhea pennata is the source of this 2321-nucleotide messenger RNA. It is a transcript of the gene SLC12A8, whose product is annotated as solute carrier family 12 member 8. Gene Ontology annotation, molecular function: potassium:chloride symporter activity. Gene Ontology annotation, cellular component: membrane. The transcript has 13 exons. Lineage: Eukaryota; Metazoa; Chordata; Aves; Rheiformes; Rheidae. The record is from RefSeq and is a predicted model, not a curated record. Gene Ontology annotation, biological process: chloride ion homeostasis; potassium ion import across plasma membrane; cell volume homeostasis. Bases 1 to 2202 code for a protein of 733 amino acids.
AUGUUCAGCCUGAACAGUAUGAGCAGUGAGGGAUAUGUGCAAGACCUGUUCCAUGAAGAAGCACAGCAGGUGCCUCAAACGCAGACGAAGCCUUGGUGGAAGAUCCAGUUGUUUGUGUGGGAGCCAGUGCUUUUUGGGACGUGGGAUGGUGUCUUCACGUCCUGCAUGAUCAACAUUUUUGGAGUGGUUCUUUUUCUGAGGACUGGAUGGCUUGUGGGAAACACUGGAAUUUUAAUGGGCAUGUUUCUGGUGUCCUUUGUCAUCUUGGUUGCGCUGGUAACAGUCUUAUCCGGAAUUGGGGUCUGUGAGAGGUGCAGCAUUGGAAGUGGAGGAGUCUACUCCAUGAUUUCUACCGUCCUUGGAGGUCAAGUCGGGGGGACCAUUGGCUUCCUUUAUAUUUUUGGCCAGUGCGUUGCAGGUGCCAUGUACAUCACCGGGUUCGCCGAGUCCAUCGCCGACGUUGUGGGGCUCAGCAAUAUCUGGGCAGUGAGAGGAAUUUCCCUGGCUGUCCUGCUGGGCCUGCUCGGCAUCAACCUGGCAGGCGUGAAGUGGAUCAUCCGGCUGCAGCUCCUGCUGCUCUUCCUGCUGGCUGUUUCUACGCUGGACUUUGUCAUUGGGUCCUUUACGCACCUCAAUCCAGAGCAUGGCUUUGUUGGCUACUCUGAAGAACUGAUGUUUAACAACACGCUGCCGGACUACAGCCAGGGGGAGUCCUUCUUCACUGUUUUUGGAGUGUUUUUCCCAGCUGCUACAGGUGUGAUGGCUGGGUUCAAUAUGAGUGGAGAUCUCCAGAAGCCUGCUACCAACAUCCCCCUGGGUUCUCUGGCAGCUAUAGGCACCUCAUGGUUUCUAUAUAUGGUCUUUGUCUUUUUGCUGGGAGCUGUUUGUACCCGUCAGUCACUCCGCUAUGACUUUAUGAUAGCUGAGAAGGUGUCCUUGGUGGGUUUCUUGUUUUUGCUGGGGUUGUAUAUCUCAUCCUUAGCCUCCUGCAUGGGAGGGCUCUACGGAGCACCCCGGAUCCUCCAGUGCAUCGCCCAGGAGAACGUCAUUCCUAUGCUCGCCUUCCUUGGACGUGGGAAAGGACCAAACAAGACUCCAGUGGCUGCAAUUUGCUUAACCAGUCUCAUCACCAUGGCUUUUGUCUUCAUUGGACAAGUGAAUGUUCUCGCUCCUAUAGUCACCAUCAACUUCAUGUUGACGUAUAUUGCUGUAGAUUAUUCCUAUUUCUCUGUCUCCUUGAGCUACAACAUUCAGCAAAAGCCUGAAAAGAUGCAGAUGGAAAAUUCGAGGCCUGCCCACCCUUCCCAGCCUUUAAUUUUGAACAAGGCUUCCGCUUACGGAUCAGACGGAAUAAUUCAAAGCAGAUCAAAUGGCACUUUGCUGGAGUUCACGAGAGACAUGGACCAGCUUUUUAAACCAUUUCAUAACGAGCCCAGCACUUGCGAAGAAAAAGAGGCAGCCGAGGAUUUAACCCAAAAGGUCAAACAGAAGAAGACAAAGAAGCCAGCCAAGCAAACGUUACGGGACAGCUUCCUCUUGGAUCUCGAGCGUAACGCUGGCCCGGCUCGCUACGGCUGCGGUGAAACGUUGCAGCCCGGCCGAGGGAGCCUGCAGCGCCCCGCGGAGCAGGGCCGCCCGCCUGGGAGGGCUCCGCGGGGGCCGCCUGCGGCGAGCUCCGAGCUGACGCGGGACCCUGAGCUGUCGGAGCAAGGCGACCGGCUGCGCAGCGGGACGCGGGGUCCCCCUGGCCGGAGCGCGGGAGAUUUAUCUGCGAAGCAACAAAAUCCAGAGCUGGGAAUUCAGCAAAUACCAGUAUCCUUCUAUUCCAGAUUCUGCAAUCACUGGGUUUCCUUUGUUGGUGCAAUUGUGUCUCUUGUAAUAAUGUUUGUCAUUCAGUGGAUCUACACCCUUGUUAGCCUCGGUGCGGCAAUUAUACUGUAUUUCUACAUUGGCCAAGUCAGUCCAGGACUUCCCCUUGGAGCAGCAGCUAAUUUCAGUUUCUUCAGCUGGAUUAAGUUGGUGUUGGUCACCUCGUGCAGGAGAAGGCCACCUCUGGAGGAGCACAUUGUGGUGACACCAUCCUUUGCAACAGUUGGCAUGGAGACCACGCAGCUCACGGAGGAGAACGCAGACUUUGCCACCCGCGGCCGCUAUCACCAUUCCUCCGUUAUCAGCAGAGCAGAGUUUGUGAAUCAGUUUUAGUAAAGGAAGGGGAGGUGGGGGGAGAAGAAAAUCAAGCUGUCACUUCAAAAAGCAUUUCUAAGUGCCUAACUACUGUCACAGUGCUUUGGAAAAUACUUGAAUAUGUGGAAAGGGCAUGA